Molecule: messenger RNA, 1521 nt
Organism: Trichoderma virens Gv29-8
Lineage: Eukaryota; Fungi; Ascomycota; Sordariomycetes; Hypocreales; Hypocreaceae
Exons: 2
Coding region: 1-1521 (506 amino acids)
Molecular function (GO): protein binding
Source: RefSeq, a predicted model, not a curated record
AUGUAUCCCGCCAGGCCCCGUCUGCCGGCGCUGGCCCCUCGCCUGCCAGGCAAUUCGCCUCCGGUCGUCGAGAGGCCGAGCGUCAAAGAGCAUACGGAAAAGGAGUGGGCCGCGCGGAAGGACCUCAUUGAGGCGCUCUACAUAGGCGACAAUCGCAAGUUGAACGAGAUUAUGGCUAUUAUGGAGACCAAAUACGGCUUCGCCGCUACCGAGCAAAUGUAUAAGAAGAGAUUCAAGAAGUGGAACAUAAGAAAACGAGCAUAUCGCAAAUCGGCUGUUGAGACCAAAGUCCCUACUCCAGCCCCCACUCCCACUUCCACUUCCACUCCCGCCUCCACAUCUUCUUCUUCAACCGACUCAAAGCAAGAGGAUGACGACGAUGUCGAGGAAGUACCAAGGACGCCAGAAGCCCCUUCAGUUACAGGCCUUGACCUGGUGCCAAACCCCCAAUUCAAGCCCCUCGCGGAUCUAGAGUUCAUCUUGAACGGUGUCAUGUCUUGGAGCUCGGAAAAACUAGAGUCUUAUCGCAUAGCGUCCGAUCCCAUGUCCCGAUACCUUGCCACUCCCAACAAGCCUAUUCAAGACAGCCGCACCAUGUACCGGACGUUCGAGUUGGUAUUCGACUUGUGGUCCUAUGGCAAAGGCGACCUGGCGGGCAUGGCUGCCAGGAAGGGUUUCUACGUGAUGGAAACAGUCUUGACCGAGGAUCACCCCGAUCUUCUUUGGCACAUGCUUGACACAAUAUUUGACAUGAUCGACCGAGGCCAUUUACAGCUCCUCAGCAUGUUUAUACGGCAUGCGCUCGUCCUGGCACGGAGCCGCUUUCCUGAAACUCACCCCCUCAUCCGUAUCCUUCAACAGCUCUUAUCAUGCGACUAUCAAACCGAGCACGGCCGCCAAUUCAUCUGCUAUCUAUUACGGCAAGCAUGGCUACGGAAUGUCGAUCUUCUCUCGGAGCACAUUAAAAAAUCAGCGCCCCAGGAGUUCUGGCUAUAUGAGCAGUUGAUCUGGGAUGCCCGGACGAGACUACGUCGGAACAAUGGGCUUGCCAAUAGACGAGAAAUCAUGUAUGAAGGCCUCGAGAAUCUGGUCCACCAUGAAGAACCCCCAGAGAAUGACGGCAACUUGGAGAAACUAAGAGUUGACGCCCUCAUGCUGGAGUUUACACAAAUGGACCUAGAUGACAAGGAGAAGGCUGAGAAGAUGGCGUUGGACUUGCUGGAUACUACCCAAUUCUGGUCAGGAGCGCUUUCAAAUGCCAGAUUCCACGCAUAUGCCCGCAAGAUGCUGGCUAGAAUAUGUGAGAGCAAACAGGACUGGGACCGAGUUGAAGAGAAUCUAAAGUACGCCAUCCACAUGCGAGAGGCAGCCCAUGGUACGACCUCCAAUUUACGGGUCAUCCGAGACAUGUGGGUGCUCGCCGCCUACUAUCAAAAGGUUGGCAAGAUAGAAGACGCUCUGCAAGUCGCCCAAGAUGCCAUCACCAGAGCGCAGCAGUAUUUGCACGAUAUUCCAGGCUGA